ACAGACUAGGAGAAAUUAUCGCCAUCUUGUGCGCAGAAGCUGAUCCCAUGCUUGGACUCCAUUGACUCGGCCGCGACGCCGACCAACUCCUGCUGUACUUCGAUCAAAGAAAUUAUCGCCACUCAGCUAGCUUGCCUCUGCAAUCUGUACGCCACCCCCGAUUUGCUUGAAACUUUCGGCAGUAACGCCACUGCUCAGCCGCCAUUGCGGCGUCACGAGCGAUCUCUCUGACUGCAAGGAGGCGAGGGGACUUGUGGGGACUGAGGAGAAAAGGAGGCGACUGUCGACUGAAGAGUGAAGCUGAGGACUGAAGAGGCGAGGGCGACGGUUUUAGGUUUUGUGUUUUACGCUCUUUUUCUUCACUGGUGAUUUCUGACGGAAGAUUUUUCGAUUUUCCAGUUCUAUCUUCCAUCAAGAUGUCUUCUCUUGGCACAUCGAAGGGAAUCCUUGAGAUUGCUAAGUUUGGAAUCUACGUGACUGUUCCCAUCGUUCUUUUGUACUUUUUUGCCAACAAUUCGAAGAACAUCCAGAGAUUCAUGGGAAAUCGGUCGUAUGUUGUAUAUCCACCGGAGGCACCAAGACCGCCAUCGCCAGAGGAGCUUAGGGAGAUGGCGCGGGAGUUGGCUCGAAAAUCAAACGAUCGGUGAUGCUUCCUUGGAUUGGAAAUUGCUGCAGCAGUUGUGUACACCUGCCUAUGUUUAUACUUCUUAGCAUGCUAUGUGCAAUGAUGAUGUACAAUUAAUCUAAAUAAGAUGGUAUGUAUUUGGAAAAUGAGUUCUGUUAGGGCGUGUGUGGUACCAGGAACAGAGAAGAACAGGAGAGGGAUGAACAAUGUUAUCAUGUUUUAUUAUUAUAACACUGGUCUUUUAUUAUCA
Prosopis cineraria is the source of this 875-nucleotide messenger RNA. RefSeq lists its product as uncharacterized. The coding region runs from base 417 to 647 and encodes 76 amino acids. The record is from RefSeq and is a predicted model, not a curated record. Gene Ontology annotation, biological process: mitochondrial respiratory chain complex IV assembly. NCBI's taxonomy places the organism in Eukaryota, Viridiplantae, Streptophyta, Magnoliopsida, Fabales, Fabaceae. The transcript has 3 exons. Gene Ontology annotation, cellular component: mitochondrion.